AUGAGAGCAUUUAAUGAUGAUUUAGCAUCUAUUCCAUAUAAUGAAAGUCAACAUGCAAAAGAUUAUGAGAGUUAUUACCAUUCGCAUAUCCAUAUGUUACACUACAUUCCAUUAAAAACAUCAAAUGAUCAAGUAAUCAGGAACUUAAUACAAGAGUCAAUAGAACAAAUAUUUAAAAAUAAAUAUUAUGCUUACCAUAUGGAAUUUCAUGACAAGUCCCUAUAUGCUGUUGGAUGUGUUUUUUCAACAGGAACUCAAAAAAUAUGUGGAGUUGGAAUUCAAGAAUUUACUUACAGGUUGAAUAAGCUUGAAAAAAUGGAAUUACAAAAUUUCUUAGAUGAAUUUUCAUAA
This is a messenger RNA of Funneliformis mosseae, 351 nucleotides long. Lineage: Eukaryota; Fungi; Glomeromycota; Glomeromycetes; Glomerales; Glomeraceae. The record is from the annotation of a GenBank genome assembly.